CCUGAUGAUUUUAGUUUAGAUGGGUUAGAAUCGGAUGGUAAUGAAGAUAAUGAAUAUCCACUUCAGUCUUCCACAUUAUCACAAACUGGCAAUCAACCUUUAAUUAAAAAAUGGAAAAAAAUUAAAAGGACAGGUGGUAGUUCUGUUAAAAUAUUUUAUAACACAGCAGUAAUUAAUAAUACAGAAUAUUCAGUUUGUUGUUAUAAAAUUUGUAUUCAACAGAUAAAAUAUGUAAAAGAUGGAUCUACUUUGAAUUUAUGGCGGCAUUUAAGAAAUAAACAUCAUAUUUCACGAGCUAUAGUAGAAGAUGGUCGUAUUAAAGUUGUAAAGAAUAAUAAUAAGUAUGAAUUUGUUGUAAUGCCAGAAUCCUCUCAGUCAGCAAUAACACAAACACUUAACAAAAUCAAAAAAUAUUCAUCUAAUAACCUCAAACAAAAAAAUCUUGACAAUAAUAUCGUUGCUUUUAUUGUUGAGGAACUUCAACCAUUUUUAAUUAUUUACUCACGGGCAUUUAAAAGAAUAAUUGAAGAACUUGAUAUCCAAGCCAAUAUACUUAAUAAUGACUGUUUAAAAGACAUUCUUAUAAAUUCUGAGGAUAAGGUUUUACGGAACCUUCGUGAAUAUGUGAAUGAUAGCGCCGAGAUUA
Messenger RNA from Racocetra fulgida, 646 nucleotides. The record is from the annotation of a GenBank genome assembly. NCBI's taxonomy places the organism in Eukaryota, Fungi, Glomeromycota, Glomeromycetes, Diversisporales, Gigasporaceae.